AGUCCUGUGGAAACAAGUGCGGAAGGAAAUAUGAGCCGGACUGCAACCGGACCCGGACAGUAAUCACAGUGACACCGGCUGGAUACAUGUGAGUAACACAGUCUCCACAGUUGUCGUGGAUACGCAGCGAUGCGGCGGCUGUACGUUGGUGGUUUGAGCCACACAGUGACUCAGAAGGACCUGAAGGAUCGAUUUGGAAAGUUUGGAGACGUGGAGGAUGUGGAGCUGCGGACAAGGAAGGACGAGGACGGAGUUCCGUACAAAACCUUCGGCUACGUCAACAUCAACAUUUCAGACGCCGACCUGAAGAAAUGUUUAACGGUGCUGAACAAAUCCAAGUGGAAAGGAGGAACUCUGCAGAUUGAAACAGCCAAAGAGAGUUUCCUUAACAGGUUGUCUCAGGAGCGUCAGGCAGCAGCAGAUCAGCUCCUCCAUAAGCCGGCAGCAGACGACCAGAAACAGAAGCUGCUGGAGUCACUGAGCAAAGCCGGAGUGGAAAACUUCACCAUGAAGGCUGCAGUACCAGGAACCGAAAUACCAGGACACAAGGACUGGGUGGUCAGUAAGUUCGGUCGAGUUCUUCCCGUCCUACAGCUCCGCAGUCAGAAAGGCAGCAGAGCUCGAAUGCUGAAGUACGAUCCGUCCAAAUACUGCCACAACAUCCGCCGGCUGGACCGCCAGGAAGUAGACGAGUCCACGCCGGUCGCCCAGCUCACCUGGCAGGCAGGGGGGGAUGAUGACAUCAGCAAAAAGAGGCAGGGCGAGUUUCCACCAUACAAGCCGCCGCAACGGAAGAAGAUCCGGACGUACGAGGUCGACUCCCAUAAUGCAGCAGGAAGAACCAGAUCUGAGCAUCCUGUUAACUCUGUUCAUCAAACUGAAGCUCGUCACGUCACCAACGGAUUACAACCUCGACCGGCUCAGAGGACGUGGAGACGUGACAGCGACAUCGAUUCAGACGAGGAGAUCCGCAGGCUGGUGGCCAAUCAGCAAACCUCCCACGAUGCACUGCAGCAGGACGACAAUCUGGAGGUGGUCGGACUCGACUACUUAGAGAAGUGUGGACACAAAGGUGAAAAAGACGAAGACGACUAUGAUUCUGCAGAUACAGACGAAAUCUUUGCAUCCAGAAAACCUCCUCAGAACCCAGGAAAACCUCCUCGGACUCAAGAAAAACCUCCUCAGACUCAAGAAAAACCUUCUCAGCCCACAACAGGAAACAGCACUGACAGAAAGAGGAAGAAGAGUAAAGCUGAGGAGGAGGAAGACAGUUCAGAUGAUGGUGAAGAACAUCUCACCUCCAAACUUCAGCGAGGAAACGCCAGUAAACAGAAACCAGGUAAGAAACUGUCGGUCGUACCUGUGGUGAAGCCCCGCCUCCCGGAGUCAGACAGUGAUGAUGAUGAGGAGGACGAUGAAGGUGAGGAGUCGGAAUCAGCAGCUUCAUGUUCAGACUCCGACUAUGAAGCCAUGUUUUCCAACGUCACCCAUCUGGAGAUCUCGCUGGCUGAUCUGCAGAAGCUGGCCGAAGAUGCUGAGCAGAAGUCGGAGACUACGGCUCCCAGAAUCCUCAGCGCCGAGCGAGAACCAGACACCAGACCCGCCAAGAAGGGAACCACGCCAGAGGAGAUCCUCGCCGCUCUCCUGCAGGACGACAGCAGCGACGACGAACGAGACAAGAAAAAGAAGAAGAAAAGAAAAGAAGGCAAGUCAAUGACGCUGCCGGCUUUUAAAGGAACGAAGGUGCUGAACGAGGAAUCAGAAAGAGACGAGGAGAAACGAGACCAGGAGGAGGUUAAAGAAGAAAAACUGAACUCUGGAGCUGCACAGAUGAACCUCAGAGGAGCAGACGAUGAAACCAAUGAGGAAGAAGAAGAAAAGGACAUAAGUGAUGCUAAAGUUUUAGAAAUGUCGUCAAGUAAAAGCCCCGAGAAAGAUGAAAGUGACUCCUCAUCCAGUAGUGAUGAUGAUGAUGAUGAUGAUGAGGAAGAAGAGGAGGGUGAUGAAGAAGAGGAGAAAACUGAUAAAUUAAUCAAAGAAGAGGUAGUAAACAACAUCACUGCUCCAAAGGUUUUAAAAAAUUCUUCAAGUCAAACCACUGAGAAAGCAGGAAGUGGCUCCUCCUUUAGUAGUGAUGAUGGUGAUGAUGAAGAGGAGGUUGUGAAGAACCAAACUGCUCCUGAAGUUUUAAAAGCGUCUCCUAUGAACCCAGAGAAAGCAGAGCCUGACUCUUCAUCCAGCGGUGAUGAUGAAGAUGAUGAGGAGGAGGAAGAUCAUCCUCCCGUCCGAGUCGUGCUGGCAGCUGAGGAGGAAGAGGAGCGGCAGAGGAAGGCCAACCUAAGGCGACUGGCUGCCGUCCAGCAGAGACAGAAAGAAGCUGAAGAACACAAGAAGCUGAUCCAGGGAGCUUUAUCCAACCUGGACGCUCCGGCAGCAGCAGCAGGGAAACACAUCGUCUUUGGCUCUGAUGAUGAUGAUGAUGAUGAUGAUGAUGAAGAGCCGUCGAGCAUCUCAGAGCGCUCAGCAUCCAGGAAGAGUCUGAUCAUGGACAGCCAAUCAGAGGCCAAGGAUGCUGGAGAUGAGGCAGCUGCAGCCAAUCAGGAGGAGGCGAGACAUUCAGGUCCUCGACUGUUCGAUGGCAGCGAGGAGGAGGACGAGGAUGAUCACAGGUUUGACAUCAGGCCUCAGUUUGAAGGUCGAGCAGGACAGAAGCUGAUGGAGCUGCAGUCUCGCUUUGGGACAGACGAGCGUUUCAAGAUGGACUCUCGCUUCCUGGAGGAGGACGAAGAUGAAGACGAGUCAGAGACGAAGAAGAGCCCGGUGGAGGAAGACGAAGCUCUGGAGGAGGAGAGGAAGAGGAACCUGUCCAUCCUGAACAGCGUCCUCGGCAGCUCUGAACAAACCUGCAGCAGCAAGACGGCCAGCAAAGCCAAGAAGUUCAGAGACGUGUCGGCGCUUCAUUACGACCCCAGCAGAGAAGAACACACAGCGUUCGAGACCAAAACAGAUGAAACCAAGAAGGAAAGUAAAGCUGCCAGGAGGAAGAAGAAGGAGGAGGCUCAGAAGCUUCCAGAGGUUUCUAAGGAGAUAUAUUACGACGUUUCUGGAGACCUGAAGGCUGUGUUUGGACAGACGAAGGACGGCGAUACGGAAGGAGAAGAGACGACCAACUGGGACCAAGUGGAAGAAGAACAACAGAAAGAAGAGAUGACGAUAUCAGCUGAUCCAAACACCGAGAAAGAAGAUCCAUCUGGAUUCAAAUUCUCCUUCUUCGGAGACGACACAGAGACCACAACAACAGAGACAGCAGAAUAUAAGGUGGAGAUGAUUCAGGCUCCAAAGGUGUCGUGGCAACAAGAUCCAAGAUUCAACGACAGCAGCUCAGAGGAGGACGAAGACGAGCAGGAGGAAGAGGAGGAGGAAGAGCAAAGCAGCUCCAACGCCAAAACUACAGAAGACGAGACGCCUUCAAAGAUGAAUUUAUUCUUCUUCCACCUCGACGACAGCAGAUUAACAGAGGGUCCCAGGUUGUUCUGUCGGACGUCUCAGCUGGAGGAUCAGAGGGAGCAGUGGGAGGAGAGGAGGACUGAGCUCAGACAGGAGUACCGCAAGAAACACAAGGAUGCCCGCAGGAAGCUGGCAUCCUCCCUGAAGAGCUGAGGAUUGUGGGAAGUGAAGUCUUUGUGCUUCAGUUGAUGCUCACAGUUCUGGACUUCAUGAACAGGAUCUGAUAGCUUUGUGUUUUUGUUUCGUUUUUUUGCAGACUGUAUCAGUACAUGGAGUGAAAGGCUAAAUUCACUCAGAUCUAUUUAGUUUGUUUCAGUAAAUACUAAUUAACGAUAUUCUGCGAUCAGAGCUUCUUUUUUAAAACUGAUCGCAACCAAACCUGUUGUGAUCAAAUGAACAGAGAACUAGGCACAUGAAUAAUAAAAUUAAAUAUAAACCUUCUGUUUUUUUACUAAUCAAACAAUUUCUUCACUUUGUGCAUUCCUUUGUCAAUUUCUGGUUUAAAAAAAUGUUUAAAAAUCUACAAAGUUCAGACCAGUUUUUUCAUUUUAGCUCUUUUCUUGGGUGAUAAGUGCUUUCCUCACCUUCAAACUGGACUUUUUCCUUAUUGUAAAAGUGUCUCAGUAGAAGACAGCUGUGUUUAGUUUGUGUUGUUCUGGCGAAUAAGCUGUGUAAAUGUGUCUGCAGCAGAGGAGGCUGCAUUUUCAGGACACUUCUUUUCUAUUAAUAAGUCCUUUUUUGGUUCAGAUAACAUAUCAGAGCAGUAUUUGGGGUGGAAUAAACCUUUAAAACCACAAUGUGUCUGUUAGAAAUGGCUAACUUUGGGUAAAAUAAACCUUUUUAAUUAA
Molecule: messenger RNA, 4355 nt
Organism: Acanthochromis polyacanthus (spiny chromis)
Lineage: Eukaryota; Metazoa; Chordata; Actinopteri; Pomacentridae
Gene: nol8
Product: nucleolar protein 8
Molecular function (GO): RNA binding
Source: RefSeq, a predicted model, not a curated record